This is a messenger RNA of Hypoxylon trugodes, 993 nucleotides long. RefSeq lists its product as uncharacterized. The transcript has 4 exons. Gene Ontology annotation, cellular component: oligosaccharyltransferase complex. The record is from RefSeq and is a predicted model, not a curated record. Lineage: Eukaryota; Fungi; Ascomycota; Sordariomycetes; Xylariales; Hypoxylaceae. Bases 1 to 993 code for a protein of 330 amino acids.
AUGCGCUGGUUGCCUCUUCUACUUUCGUUCGCCCUCCCCUUCGGGUCCCUCGCCGCCAAGAAAUCAUCCGACUCGGUCGAUCGAUUUAGUGAAUUCCACACGAAGGCACAGGCUUCCUCUCCUUUGAAGCUCGCUGAUGCUUCCUAUAAGAAGCUCACGUCUGCUCCUCGAGAUUACUCUGUCGCCGUACUAUUGACAGCUCUGGAAGCGCGCUUUGGUUGUCAACUCUGCAGCGAAUUCCAGCCAGAAUGGGAUCUGUUGGGUAAGAGCUGGACUAAGAGCGAUAAGAAUGGCGAAUCCCGUUUGAUUUUUGGAACGCUUGACUUUUCCAACGGAAGGGAGACAUUCAUAUCUCUCGGUCUUCAAUCAGCUCCUGUACUCCUCUUGUUCCAGCCAACGUCUGGUCCGUAUGCCGCCGCGACUAAUGAUCCCAUACGCUUUGACUUUACUGGACCUCAAAGUGCUGAGAAAAUCCACGAAUGGCUUGCUCGUCACCUACCCGACCGACCCCACCCGCCGGUGAGCCGCCCAGUCAACUACAUUGGAUGGAUUGUAUCAAUUGUUAGUGCUCUGGGUAUCGCCGGUGUUGUUUCCAAGGCUUGGCCAUACGUAUUACCCGUCAUCCAGAACCGAAAUGUCUGGGCAGGCUUGAGCUUGAUCGGUAUCCUCAUGUUCACCAGUGGCCACAUGUUCAACCAAAUCCGAAAAGUACCCUACGUAGCUGGGGAUGGACGUGGUGGUAUUAGCUACUUCGCUGGUGGAUUUCAAAGCCAAUUUGGGCUUGAAACGCAAAUUGUUGCUUUCAUCUAUGGCAUCCUAUCUUUUGCCACCAUCUCUCUAGCCGUCAAAGCUCCCAGGACCCGGGACCCUAAGAUCCAACAACUGAUGGUCAUUGUUUGGGGCGCUGUCUUGGUCUUGAUGUACAGCUUCCUGCUCUCUGUUUUCCGGGUAAAGAACGGCGGCUAUCCCUUUAAACUUCCCCCUUUUAUGUAA